This is a messenger RNA of Scophthalmus maximus (turbot), 2218 nucleotides long. RefSeq names its product arylacetamide deacetylase-like 4 (gene aadacl4). Lineage: Eukaryota; Metazoa; Chordata; Actinopteri; Pleuronectiformes; Scophthalmidae. The transcript is spliced from 4 exons. The coding region runs from base 700 to 2154 and encodes 484 amino acids. Gene Ontology annotation, molecular function: hydrolase activity. The record is from RefSeq and is a predicted model, not a curated record.
UGUGAGUGUGUGAGUGUGUGUGUGUGAACAGUGUUUCUCAGGCAGGCUCCAUCUUUCUGGCUGAUUUGUGAAAUAGGUCAAACCUCGUCAGGCUGACAAACUCCUGAACGAGUCGUACGGAUCCACAGGCCUCAGACGAGACUCCAGUCUGUGAUGUUUGGCUCCGGCGCUGUGAUUUCUCCUCGGUGUCGCUGAACGCAGACGGAGCUGUUUCAGCCUCACAAUGGCUGCGUUGUGCUGCCGGCUCUGCAGAGAGGCUCCGGGGGAACUGCUGCUGAAAAACUCCAGAUGCUGUCUUCAAUUAGGAAUUUACAAAUCGUGAACCCAAAGACAAUUUGCACAGGAAGCUUCCGAACUCUAACUUCAAUCUGAAAUCCCAGAGAAAUUUAAAUAAGUUCAGGUGUUUUAAAAAGACAGAAGUCUGAAGAUAUAAGUUUCAGUUUCAGCUGCAGACGCAGAAGCAAAAAUGUAAAUAGAGAAUACUUGAGAUGAAGACUGUUAAUUCAUGCUAUCACUGCCAUCUACAGAUCAGCUGUGAAAGUUCAGAUGGUGACAUCACCAGACAGCAGACAGAGAACAACAUCCUUCAGAUAUCUCUGAACAUAUUGCCGGGUCGUGAAGAUGACCUAAUGGAAACUAUGGCGACGAAUAAACAACCCUGUUCCAUUAACAUAAAAAUAUUUUGUGCAAUAUUCCACAAUGGAACGACUUGGUUUCUUUGGCAAACGUCUAAUUACUUUUGACUCCACGUCUUUUAAACAUGUUGGGGGACAUCAUUAUUUUUUCCCGGGCAACAGGAAGAGAAACCAAGGUCGGACGUGGGCGGGAGAGAAGGAGGCUGGAAGCCGCUUGAUAACGUUUACUCCUGAUAACUCACCUGGAGCCGAGCGGAGCGGCGGCACCAUGGACAUCGGCUCGGCUAUUUUAAUAAUUGGCCUCGCUGCUCUCGCCGCAGCCUUCCUCCUCCUGGUAAUUGGACUUGUGUACUCGGAGCUGAUGAAUUCAGACGUUCCUCGUGGGGUCGCAAACAGCAGCAAACUGCACAUGGUCCACGGCUUGUUUGUCGGCAUAGCAAUUGUGGGCCGGAUCCUGCAUCGUCUGGGCAUCUGUCACCAGGUGAGUUUCAUCCGAUGGUUCGUGGCCUGUUUCCUGACUCGCUUGAAUCCCGUCCCCGUUGGUCUGCGAGUGAAGGAGCUGACGUUCUCAGAGGUUCCAGUGCGAGUGUACGAACCCACCGGCGUGUGUGAAGGGCUGAGACGAGGCCUGGUGUACUUCCAUGGAGGAGGAUGGGUGUUGGGCAGCAUCGAUUCUGUGGACGAAGUGUGUCGGCACAUCGCCAUCAAGUCGGACUCCACUGUCGUUUCUGUUGGGUACCGAUUAGCCCCUGAGCACAGGUAUCCCGCCCAGCUGGACGAUUGUGAGGCGGCCACGUGUCACUUCCUGUCUGUUGCAGAGGCAGACUUCAGCGUGGACCCGCGCAGGGUGGCGGUGGGAGGCGACAGCACCGGGGCCAACCUGGCAGCAGCGCUGUGCCAACGGCUGGCGAGGAGAGAGGACGGACACCUGCCGUCCCCCUGCGCCCAGAUCCUCGUCUACCCCGCGCUGCAGAUGGCAGAUUUCAACCUGCCCUCGUACCAGCAGAAUCAAGCCGUGCCCAUAUUGUUCCGUGGCCGGAUGGUAUUCUACUUCCUGCAGUACCUGAGCGCGGACACGUCUGCGUGCCAGGAUGUGCUGGAAGGAAACCACGUCCCCACGGAGCUGAGGCCACGCUACGAGUCGUGGCUCUCCGCGUCCCACUUGCCCCCCGAGUGCCUGGCACGGGGCAUCUGCGAGCGGCCGACCCCCCAGUACGACGCAGAGUUGUACCACGUGGUCCGAGCUGGUCUGGAGCCAGAGGUCUCACCUUUACUGGCAGACGAUGACGUCAUUCGGAAAACCCCGCCCACCUUCCUUCUCACCUGUGAGUUCGACGUCCUGAGGGACGAUGGGAUUCUGUACAGGAAGCGGCUGCUGGACCUGAAACGAGACGUCGCCUGGCAACACGUCAGGGAUGGAUUUCACGGCAUGAUGAACUUCUUCAACCGGGGUUGGCUCACGUUCCCCUCGGUGCUGCGGCCCGUGGAAAGUGUUGUCGACUAUGUGAAGACACUGUGAAGCUCAUCUACAUCACCAUGAUCGUACUUUAUAUUUUCUUCUACUGUUUAAUAAAUAAAAAAAA